AUGCGGGCUUUUGUUAAAUUGAAUUUUGCGGUCAAAUUCCUGGUCGUGGCGUUCAGUUCAGUGGCUCUCGUCUACGAGACAUCAGAGUUGGCGACCCUUUACUACAAAUACCCGACUGUUGUGAACGUGAAGUUAGAGAAAGAGAUGGUCAUUGACUUGCCAUCGAUGACAAUCUGUGUCUCCAUGUUCUUCACGAGAAGCGUAUUGAAGGCAACGUUUGGCCAACAGAUGGCAAAGGAAUUGGAAGCGAUUGGCGCCACAAAAGACACCGACAAUAAGACAAUUGAAUUAAAUGAGAGCAAAAUAUACGAAAAGUAUUCGGAAUUAGCGUUAAAACAGUUCCCAAUCGAAAGCCUGUUUGCGAUGAGUCCUAAGGAAUCGCAUUUCAUUUCCUGUAAUCUCUCUCUUCCUCUUCUGGUGAGCUCUGAGCGCGGAUUUAACUGUCAGUCCGUAUCCAAAGUGAUCGAGACUUUUCAUUCAAACGGCAAAUGUUUCACAUACUUCUCACGGCUUAAUCAAAAUCUAGUCGAUCCCCGACUUUAUAAAGUAUCCCUCUAUCAGGACUUGAGAGCAUCGCUGGGGAGUAUUGCCAGCAUUCAAAUCAAAUUCCCUUUAGAAGAGUACCCUAAUUACCUGGAUAUAGCCCCGGCAUCCAUAUCCAUACAUCCGCCCAAUAUGUUGCCCAAUAACGGCAAAGUCCAUAAACUCAGACCAGGCUUUAAUUAUGACAUUUACUUCUCGAAGACGUUGUCGAAGUUAUUGCCGCCGCCUUACGAGACAAUGUGCACCAUAUAUCAGACCAAUGAUCCAAAUAAGCCUCAAUCCCGAGCAGACUGUGUCGACAAAUGCAUUGUCUCUGUUUGGAGCCAUUUAUGCAAUUGUACCCCAAAUCACAUCAGUGUUCGGCGAGACGUCCAUCACAUGAAGGACUACAUGUGCGGAAGGGAUGAGUCGGUGAACAAUAGCAUUGCGGGUGAAAUGAGAAAUGCAUGUUAUGAUCAAUGUUUGCCCGAUUGCGUCGAUGAAGAAUAUGACUUUGACGUCGAAGAGACUUCUCAUACGAGCGCCUCAUCGCCCGCACAGAGAGGAGCCAUCAAUUAUGGCGAACCGGCGCUUAAAUUAAGAAAAAUGCUCUUUUCUGACAUCAAUUUGAUCCGAAGAUUUUCCGGAGACGUCACAUACAAUCACUCACCGCAGAUGCCAUUCAUUGAAUUCAUUUGUUAUGUCGCUUCGCUCGCCAGCCUAUGGCUCGGACUAUCGGUGCUCACCAUUUAUGACUAUCUGACAAAGUUUUUGCUCCUAAUGUAUCGCAAUUACAAGCGAAUCAAUACUCAAAACAACACUCAAAUCCAACCCAAACUCAAUAAUGUAUUUGUCGUCUAA
Medioppia subpectinata is the source of this 1383-nucleotide messenger RNA. The record is from the annotation of a GenBank genome assembly. Lineage: Eukaryota; Metazoa; Arthropoda; Arachnida; Sarcoptiformes; Oppiidae.